Messenger RNA from Candida dubliniensis CD36, 1845 nucleotides. RefSeq lists its product as uncharacterized. Gene Ontology annotation, molecular function: 2-(3-amino-3-carboxypropyl)histidine synthase activity. The transcript has a single exon. Gene Ontology annotation, biological process: protein histidyl modification to diphthamide. Lineage: Eukaryota; Fungi; Ascomycota; Pichiomycetes; Serinales; Debaryomycetaceae. The coding region runs from base 1 to 1845 and encodes 614 amino acids. The record is from RefSeq and is a predicted model, not a curated record.
AUGAGCAGUUGUAGUGUUUGUUUUCUUCUCUUUCAUGUCAAUAAAAUUCAGUCGAUGGAUGGUUUGCUUAAUAAAAGUGUGGUUCCCGGGUUCAGCUUGAACGAUAUGAUAGUUCCCGCGCAUCGCAUCACCAUCAAAGAUACAAAAACAAAAAAAAAAAAAUCUCACACCUCAAGAAAUCUGCAAAAAAAAAAAAAAAAGGUCUCCAUCAAAUCAUCUCCCACCAUUAUGUCAUCAGACACUGUAAUAGCACCAUCAUUGUCUACUGCACAAGAUGAUGGCACAUUUACCUAUGACAAAGUGAAAUCUACCACCAAAGAAAGAAAGCACUUGAAUUUGAAAAACCCACUGGACACAAGCGAGAUUAAAUCCAAAAUAUGGAACUACUAUUCGUUGUCAGAAUUGAUCCAAUAUCUAAGCCAAAAGGAAAACAACGAGUUCAAAUAUAAACGAAUUACUUUGCAGUUUCCAGAUGAACUAAUCUGCGACUCUGCCACCAUAGUGCACGAGCUUCAACGAGAAUUGAAUAUUGCUCCCCAAAAUAGUUUGCACAACUCAGACUGUUGUCAAGACACAUGCGAACCCAAUGCUACUCAAAGGAUCUGGAUAUUGGCAGACACGUCUUAUUCAGCGUGUUGUGUGGAUGAAGUAGCAGCUGAGCAUGUCAAAAGUGAUUUGGUGGUGCAUUUUGGGGAUGCAUGUCUAAACGAGAUUGAUAAACUACAAGCAGUGUUUGUAUUGGGCAGACCCACACUCGAUGUUGAGGCAAUAGUGAAGCAGAUUAGCUUAGCAUACAGUCCUGAACAGAAAGUAGUUCUCAUGUCUGAUGCCCCACACACAUAUUUAUUGCCUGAGAUAGCAAAGGAAUUGCCAGAUUACGAUAUUUUGAUUGCCAACUUACCAAAAACUUCGAGAGGCAGAAUAAUAGGAUACACGCCGCCAGCAACAGGGUACAGGAAAUUCAACCGAGUUUUCAACAUUGAGGAAGUUGAUUUUGCAGAAUAUGAGUUGUUUCACGUAACCAGUCCCGAGUCACCACGAUUGCUACAAUUGGCGACAAACUUUGCGUCUGUCACCACGUACGACCCGAUUAGUGGCACCAUCUCUACUGGGCCGUUUCCUAAUUUAAUGCGGAGAUACAAAUAUGUCCACCAAGCUAGAAUGGCCGGAACAGUGGGUAUUUUGGUUAACACGCUUUCGCUAGCAAAUACCAAGAUCUUGUUGAACACAAUCAAAGAGAAAAUCAGAGAGGCGGGGAAAAAACACUAUAUAUUUGUUGUUGGGAAACCCAAUGUUGCCAAGUUGGCAAAUUUUGAGAGUGUUGAUAUCUGGUGUAUUUUGGGGUGUGACCACCAGGGAAUCAUAAUCGACCAAUUGAACGAAUACUACAGACCAAUUGUCACACCCUAUGAGUUGUUGCUUGGGUUGAGCGACGAGCUAUCGUGGACUGGCAAAUGGGUGGUUGAUUACAAAAGUGUGUUGAAGGAGUAUGGCAACGAGGUUAUUCAACCGAAUCAAGAUGCGGACUCGGACGAAGACUUGCCACCAGUGUUUGAUCCUGUGACUGGGAGAUAUGUCAGUACGUCGAGACCAUUGAGACAGAUAAACCACCUUAUGGUCAAGUCUAAUGAUCAAAGCCAUGACAACGACAACGACAACGACAGUCAAUUGGUCAAGAGGUUUUCAAAUGCCGUAGCCAUCAAGGGAACGGUCAGCACAUCUGCUAUUCAUUUGCAAAAUAGGCACUGGACAGGUUUGGGAAGUGAUUACACUGAGGACGAGAAUGCUGCAGGAGCAUUGGUCGAAGACGGGAGAAAAGGCAUAGCUAGAGGAUAUGAUAUUUAG